GUUUCAGUCCCUUCAUCCGAGGCUCACAGGAUCACUGAUAAGCAAAUGAAAGGAGUGCAUUUUCAUCUUUGCCAAGAAGAAGGUGUUGUAGCUAAAGAAAUACACGGAAACGAAUUCUAAAAAAAAAUGGCUGUGAACUUGUUGCAGUCGUUGGGAUUUAUUACAGCGAUAGUGGGGUUUUCAAUGAUUAUUAUAGCUACGGCAAUGGAUGACUGGCAGGUAGAAGAUCGCUAUUCCAAACUGGUGACUUCAGUGUAUACCUAUCAGGGCCUUUGGUACAGCUGCGUAGGACAAAUGUCAGGCAUUACACAAUGUCGCCCAUUCUACACCAUUCUACAGUUACCUGCACUCGUGCAGGCAUGCAGAGCAUUGAUGAUUGUAGGCAUCGUGCUGGCCACCAUUGGUAUAUUAGUGUCUAUUUUUGCUCUGAAGUGCAUCAAAAUAGGAAACAUGGAAGACAAAGCAAAAGCAAACCUCACUCUGACAUCAGGAAUCAUGUUUGCCGUGGCAGGUGUCUGUGCCAUUGCUGGUGUCUCAGUAUAUGCUAACUCCAUUGUGAACAACUUUGUCAUUCAGUCUGUGAGCAUCAACAUGGGUUCUCUCCAAACCCGAUACACUUUUGGCCCCGCCCUCUUUGUGGGAUGGGUAGGAGGAGGACUGCUCCUUGUCGGGGGCAUCAUGAUGUGCGUCGCCUGCAAAGCAAUGAUGCCUGAAAAGACAAGGCAAGUUUAUUUGGAAAUGUUGAGAAAUUUUGCAAAGUUGACUUCCUGAAACACAUUCCUCCUG
Erpetoichthys calabaricus (reedfish) is the source of this 786-nucleotide messenger RNA. RefSeq names its product claudin-18. Gene Ontology annotation, biological process: cell adhesion; bicellular tight junction assembly. Gene Ontology annotation, molecular function: structural molecule activity. The transcript has 4 exons. The coding region runs from base 127 to 771 and encodes 214 amino acids. Gene Ontology annotation, cellular component: bicellular tight junction; plasma membrane. NCBI's taxonomy places the organism in Eukaryota, Metazoa, Chordata, Cladistia, Polypteriformes, Polypteridae. The record is from RefSeq and is a predicted model, not a curated record.